UAGCGAGCGAUCUUCAGAUCCGAUAAGGAAUCACUAAAUUAAGGAAAGUAUAUUAUAAUUAAUAUUCGCGAGACCCUUAAUUAUUAAAUCUGAACGCAUUAUUGGCGAAUUGGACAUUGUCAACACCGUCGACAUGUAUUCGAUGGACAAUCUCGAACGAGAUAUGAUGAACCGGCAGUACAUGUAUGAAGCGCACACCUUCCUGGGUAAUCCAGCAAUCCCGGCAUUGCCGCCGCAUUGCGGGGUACCUACCACGACGACGCUUCCGGCGGUCAUCCCGUCGCAGAUCCCGUCGUCCCAUCAUCCAUCUGGUAGCACCGGUAGCACCAGCGGUAGCGAGCACUAUCUCUAUGACGAGAACAGCAGUGACAACGAGAGCGUCUACAGCAGCGAUCAGGAGAAUCACGCGAGAGAACGAAGUCGGAGUAACCGACGCGGCGGACCAUCGGGAAAAUACAUGCAUCGCGAAUAUAAGAGAUCAUCGAGAUGA
This is a messenger RNA of Trachymyrmex septentrionalis, 490 nucleotides long. RefSeq lists its product as uncharacterized. The transcript is spliced from 3 exons. NCBI's taxonomy places the organism in Eukaryota, Metazoa, Arthropoda, Insecta, Hymenoptera, Formicidae. The coding region runs from base 134 to 490 and encodes 118 amino acids. The record is from RefSeq and is a predicted model, not a curated record.